GACACUGGAGUUCCUAAUGAGGCACUUGGCUCGUCUGGCUGAUUACUGCUCCAUCACAAAUAUGCACACCAAGAACUUAGCGAUUGUCUGGGCUCCAAACCUCCUGAGGUCGAAGCAGAUCGAGUCUGCCUGCUUCAGCGGAACAGCUGCCUUCAUGGAGGUGCGAAUCCAGUCAGUGGUCGUGGAAUUCAUCUUGAACCACGUGGACGUUCUCUUCAGCUCCAAACUCAGCUCAGUCAUACGAGAUGGAGCAGGGCACAGUUCUUUAUCCCGGCCCAAGUCUCUGCUGGUGUCCUCUCCUUCCACCAAGCUGCUCACGCUGGAGGAGGCGCAGGCACGGACGCAAGCCCAGAUCAACUCUCCCAUCGUGGCAGACAGCAAAUACAUCGAAGUGGGAGAAGGCCCCGCAGCUUUACAGGGGAAAUUCCACACAGUCAUAGACUUCCCAUCCGAAAGAAAAAGACCGCCCAGCAAGAUGAAGAAAUCGCCAGUUGGCAGCUGGCGUUCCUUCUUCAACCUCGGAAAAUCAUCGUCCGUGUCCAAGCGCAAACUCCAGCGCAAUCCCAGUGAGCCCUCAGAAAUGAAAGCCAUAGCCCUGGCAGGUGGGCGAGGAGACAGCGGGACUCUCCGCUCGGCUAAAAGCGAAGAAUCGCUUACCUCUCUGCAUGCUGUGGAUGGUGAAUCCAAACUGUUUCGGCCCAGAAGACCAAGGUCCAGCAGCGACGCGUUGUCCGCUUCCUUCAACGGAGAGCUCUUAGGGAACAUGAACCGCUGCAAUUCUUACGACAACCUUCCCCACGACAAUGACAGCGAUGGGGACGAGGGGCUCAUCCACGUUCCUGCCCUGAUUUCCCCCCGAUCUGCUGAAGACGUUGACCUGAGCCCACCCGACAUCGGAGUGGCUAGCCUGGAUUUUGACCCAAUGUCUUUCCAGUGCAGCCCGCCCCAAGCAGAGUCCGAGUGCCUGGACAGCAGUACCUCCCUGCUGGAGUCCGUUGGCAUGAACAAGGAGAAGCCAAGCCUGCUAAAGAAGGAUUUAGAAUCAGGCAGCCAGUCCCAGACACCAGGCAGUGCCACGAGCUCCGAGCCAGUCUCCCCUUUCCAAGAGAAGAUGAGUCCCUUCUUUACUCUGGACCUGAGCCCAACUGAAGAGAAGGCCUGCAAACCCCACGCCUUCUCACCCAAGAUGGGGCGAAAGCCCCUCAGAUCUCCGCCGCUGACUACGUCGGAACCCGUCUCCUUCGCGCUGCCCAGCCGCAUGCCAGAAGCGAUUGGAGGAGCGCCCACCGCGUCCAGAAACUCCUCUGCUUCCAGCUGGAGCAAAGGGGUUGGCAUCACUGAUCUCACAAACAGGUCCCCAACCCAGAUGUCCUUGCCCCUGAAAAGCAGUGAAACAGGAGCAGGGGAAGGAGCCCACCAAGAGCUACAGCAUGCCCAGCUAGUGGCUGCUGGCAAGCCCGAGUUGCCAGAAGAAGGGGAGAGACCCAUGUCAAGCAGUCAGAAUAAGACUGUACCCACUGGACACACACAGCCAGGAGCAGUUGCCCUCGACUCCCCCCAGGAUCCUGUUCCCGUCAGUUCUGUGUCUCUUAUCCCUCCUCCUCCUCCGAAAAACGCAGCGCGCAUGCUAGCCCUAGCGUUAGCCGAGUCCGCACAGCAAGCAUCCGCUCAGUCUCAGAAAAGGCCGGGAGAUGCUCAUGCUGAAAGCACAAAUUAUGGAGAGGCUGAAGCUGGCGCAGCUCUAGAAAAGCUCCAUCUCUCUGCUGGUGCUCCAGACAAGCUCCACCUGUAUACCGGUCUGCCCGAGAACCGACUGCACUUCCAGCCUGGUGCACCGGUAGAGCAGGAUUUCCAAGGUAGCAGCACACCCGGGGAGCAGAACCACCCACCGGGCGCACCUGGAAACCGGGACCCCCCGCCUCUCCAGGCUGGCAUGCCUGGGGACGCGCCCGGUAGCAGAGAUGGAGAGCAGGAGCAGCCCAGCUUCCAUCCUGGUAAACCAGGGGACAAAGAGCCGUCCCGCGCCGGGGACUGGGAGCACGCACCCCACCACGCUCCAGGCGCGCUGCCUGACUGGGAGCCACCCUCAGCAGACCUGUCUGUAGAUAAGCCCCAGCUCCGCGCGGGCAUGUCUGGGGACAAGCACCACGUCCCCGUCUCCACAGCCGACGACAAACUUCAGUCUCCUGCUGUCGUAACGGCCGGGGAGAAAAGCACCCCGGCUUCAGUGCCGUAUUUAACAACCAUCCAGACGACAGCACCUGAGCCGAACCGUGGGCCGAGGCAAGAUCACCAGUCAGCCACGGGACAAGUGCCGGCGGCCUCGGCAAAAGCGUCGAGCGGUUCCGGUCAGGCUAUCCGCUCCGUUCCCAUCUCACGGACCGAGGUGCCUCCGGACGACGAGCCAGUGUACUGCCCGCGGCCCCUCUACCAGUACAAGCCAUACCAGCCCCACUCCGACUACCACGUAACUCAGCUGCAGCCUUACUUUGAGAACGGGCGGGUGCAUUACCGGUACAGCCCUUACUCCAGCUCUGCCGGAUCCUCUUACUACACCGCUGCCGACGGGAGCUUUUACGACUUGGACCCGUACAGCACCGUGCGGGUCAGGCCCUUCCACCCCCGCCGCGACUUCGCGUCGUACGCCUCGCGGGUGCAAAGCAAAGGCCUGUACCGCUACCCCGGCCUGUCUGCCUACCCGCGGGGCGGCCUGGUCGGCCAGCUGGCAGGCAAAGAGCACAGCUUCGUCAGCAGGGACGUGCCUCCCGCCCCGGACAUCAAGCACAUGUACGUGUCGUGGGACCUGGAGGACAUGGAGAAGUACCGCAUGCAGUCCAUUCGCCGGGAGAGCCGCACGCGCCAGAAGGUCAAAGGGCCGGUGAUGUCCCAGUACGAUAACGUGGCCCCGCUGCUGCAGGAGGAGCUGGGAGGACUGGACGCCGUUCACUUGCGCAGCAAAUCGGAUCCUGGGAAAACUGGCCUCCUGACCGUGGCGGAAGGGAAGGAGGGGAGGUACCCGGCCAAAGCAGCUACGCCCGAGGGCGACGAGCGUUACUACAUGCAGCACCCCGAGCCGGAGCUGGACAGAGCCCACUACCACGGCCCCAUCGGUUACCAGCACCCGGGCGGGAAGUACAUCCCGGCGAACCAGGAGACGCUGAGACUGAACCACAAGGAGGUGAGGCUGGCGGAGGACAGGCCGGAGCUGGAGAGGUCUCGAGCCAGGCCGAGCGCGGCCAUGGAGAAACACUCCAGAGACUGCUACAAAGAGGAGGAGCACGCCAUGGCGCCGCCGCCCAAGCCCGAACGGAGCCACAGCCUCCGAAUGCAGCACCCCGAAACCCUGGAGAGGGACUCUGCCCUCCUCUACCCGUACCAAACCCUUGGGAAACGCCAAAGCACGAUGACUGUGGUGUCCCAGUACGAUAAUUUGGAGGAUUACCAUACCAUGCCUCAGCACCAAAGAGGGGGCUACGUCGGAGGAGGGGGGUUCGUGCCCCCCAGUUUUACCCACGUGCACAGUAGAACUUACGCCACGGCCCUCGGCCAGGGAGCCUUCCUCCCGACGGAGCUGUGUUUGCAGAGGCCUGAAACAGAGGUCCACGUCGAGUGA
Molecule: messenger RNA, 3613 nt
Organism: Opisthocomus hoazin
Lineage: Eukaryota; Metazoa; Chordata; Aves; Opisthocomiformes; Opisthocomidae
Source: RefSeq, a predicted model, not a curated record